AUGUCGGAAGAGACACUCGAUCUUCUUUCAUACAAUAUUCCACAUCAUUUAAGACCUGGCACGGAUUUCACGAGCCGUCAAUUGCUAAAUAUGAAUUUGUUGAAAACAUUAUACUACCGACAAUAUUUGACAGUUGUGACACUACAAUGUACGAACCAGGCCCAACACGGUGGCAGAAUCCAACUGAACGAUGGCGUCAACUGCCGUGACAUACGCAUGCGUAUAUUACGCCAAAUGGAUGCUAUAGAGCAGCAGCAACAGAACGAUCUCCAAAGGUUCCACCGUGCCGGACAACGCAAGUUGAAUUAUGAAGACGUUUAUAAUAUGUGGACCAAGAACGACUUGCUCUCAGCACGAGUUUGGCUUGAUGAACGUCUUCCUACUGAGAAUAAUAUCAUUUUCCGCGGCAAUCCCAUCGGGUACACCUCUCUUGUGGAUUCUUUCUGUUUUGGAAUCCUCUCCCAGCAGCAAAUUGCUCAGCUUCAACAUACUAUGUCUGUUUGCAUGGAUGCCACAUACAACAUUACCUGCCGCACUUUUGAUAUCAUGUAUACCAUUGUUAUCUGCGAUCAAUACACGGGAACAGGCUAUCCUGCUGCAUACAUGUUCACGGAACGACCAUUCUGCUGGCCCGAUCAUCCAAUGGUUGACGUUUCUUCGUGA
Messenger RNA from Zychaea mexicana, 663 nucleotides. RefSeq lists its product as uncharacterized. Bases 1 to 663 code for a protein of 220 amino acids. The record is from RefSeq and is a predicted model, not a curated record. The transcript is spliced from 5 exons. NCBI's taxonomy places the organism in Eukaryota, Fungi, Mucoromycota, Mucoromycetes, Mucorales, Lichtheimiaceae.